Triplophysa rosa is the source of this 3379-nucleotide messenger RNA. Its product is annotated as interferon-induced protein 44-like. Bases 2166 to 3029 code for a protein of 287 amino acids. NCBI's taxonomy places the organism in Eukaryota, Metazoa, Chordata, Actinopteri, Cypriniformes, Nemacheilidae. The transcript has 9 exons. The record is from RefSeq and is a predicted model, not a curated record.
ACGGUGGAUUAUAAGAUUAGUUUUGUAGCAUGUGUUUACGGUCCAGUAUCCACUUCAGCUGAAGGAAUCAACAUCAACAGCAUAACAGCUGCAGCUCAGACGAUCUUGAGGAUAUAUUUAGGUGAGCAAUUAUAAAAAUGCAAGAUACAAUAAUUUCUUAUUUUUUGUAGUUAAUAAACCACCAUUAUUGUGAUCAGUGUUUGCUUAAGUUGGGCUCUUGACUCUUAGUUUUCUUUAACUUAUUCGGCUUGCAUUUGUGUUUCAUUAAGAACACUUGUGAAUUUGUAAAGAAAGAGAUGUUUGCUUUCUCUGUUCAGUGUCAAGCUUCUUUAAGUUAUUCUUUAAGGUUGAAAUUACAAAUGGGAGCGUUAAAAUCAAAAGAUGCAAAACUCUCACCUGGUAAGUUUGUCAUGUUUUGUUAAAGAAUAUAUAGUAUAAAUUGUGGAAGUCAUUUGUGUUUGUAAUCAUUAAACCCAUAUGUGUACACUUCCAUAGCUAAUGAAAUAAAAUCACUUUUAUGUAGGGACAAAAAUUUAACUAUUAAUAUUCAAUUGUAAAUUAUUAAAAAAUAUAUCAAUUAUGCUAAAUUAUUAACAGUUUCAUAUUUGGAACUGACUGUUUGCACGGUAAUCUAAAGAGACCUGAUAUGUCAGGUUAUAUGUUUGUUUAGACAGAAUAUGGUGUAUCCACAGUUCAUUGAUUGCUAUACUAACAAUGUAAGCAUGAAGCAUGAGUCUUCUUAGAUGCUUAGUUUUUUUUAAGUUUGCAUGCAAAAUUCACAUUGCUCGAAAAUCUGGGUGAAUGUGUACUCACCAUGUGCAUGUUUUUCCCAUUUCACAGAAUUUGACACACCUUGGAGAAGCACACCCUGGGGAUAAGUAACAACAUUUAUAAUUGCCUUACUACUGGAAGUUUGGCUUACCAACAAAAUUGUCUUUGUAAAAUAUGACCCUGUCUCAACAGGGAGAAAGAUUAUCUGGAGAAAAACCUGAGGGACUUUCGGCUGAAUCAUCCAAAUGUGGAAUAUGUCAGGAUCUUGUUAAUUGGAGAUGUUGGAGCAGGAAAAUCAAGCUUCAUCAACUCAAUCAACAGUGCUUUCCAGAAGAGAAUCACAACAGAGGCUCUUGCUAAUUCCACAUCUUCUGAUUCUUUCACAAAAACAUACAGAACCUAUUACAUUAGGAGUGGAGAAUCUAUUCUGCCGUUUGUCUUCAAUGACGUCAUGGGCUUAGAGUCUCAGGAAUCAAAGGGUGCACAUCCAGAGGACAUAGUCAAAGCCCUACAGGGAUUCAUGAAGUAAGGACACAAAUUCAAUCCAGCAUCUGCUGUUUCUGUUGAUGGUGAGGGCUACCAAAGUGAUCCAACCCUUCAGGAACAGUCAUACUGCCUGGUUUAUGUCAUGGCAGCUGAUAAAGUACCAUUCAUGAAUACAGAUGUCAUUAGAAAGAUGCAAAAUGUUAGGACAAAGGCAAGUGAACUGGCUUCCUGGCUGAAGCUAAACGUUUUUGUAAGUCGUGAGGUUUCAAGGCACUUCCGGCAGCAUCUAACCUCAGCUUCUCUAGCUCUCUGAGCUUAUGGUUACAAGACUUUUCACUGCAAUAUUUUUAUGUUACUGUGAAUGCACGUGUACAACUAGAUUUCAUUUUUACAGUUUGCAAUGUGAAAUUGAUAUCCUUCAGUGUUACAUAUUGGUCUAUAUAUCAUAUCUAUUUAAUUUACUCACUUUUAUAACUAGCAUUGACACUAUGAUGUGUAGACCUAAUUUAACCCAAGAUUGUCCAUCAUUACCUUAAGCAUUUUUAUGUUCCAUGCAAUGAAGCCUUUAAAUAAGCAUUGGUUUAUAAUGUUAUAAUGUAGCACUAAAUCCUAUUAAGUGAAAUCAGAGUUUAUGAUAUUAUUUAUAUGUUACAAAUAAUACAAAUAGCGUGCGUGUGGUCUCCAUUUCCUGUAUACAUGUAUGAAAAAAACAUUGCCUGCAUAACUGAAAGUGAAAAUAUACCAGGUUUAGGGGAAAAGCUGUUUCUUUUGGGUUGUUUUAAGAGCGAGUGGCAAGUAAAGUCAAAAUUAUCUUGAAAAAACAACAACAACAAAAAGAAUGGGACAAAGCAAGUCGACAUAUCAAAAACCACCAGAAGGUGAGAGGAACUUUAUAUAUUAUUAGUAAUAUGAUGAUGAUUCUCAUUAUUAUUGUUAUUGCUGUCCUAGAAUUUGGAACUCCUUGGAGAGACUUUGAUUUUGGACAAAAAGCAGUGCUGUUAAAGCGUCUGAAGGAGUUCACUUUGAGUAAUCCAGAUAUAAAUCAUAUUGGGAUUCUGGUUGCUGGACAAAUUGGAGCAGGCAAAUCCAGCUUUAUCAACUCUGUCACUAAUGUCUUUGAAGGACGGAUCACAAACAGAGCUCAGGUCAAUUCAUCUGCUACUGAUCACAGUUUCACUGAAAUAUACAAUACUUAUUGUAUCAGAAGUGGGGGUGCCAUUUUGCCUUUUGUCUUUCGUGACAUAAUGGGCUUGGAGCCAGAAAAUUUCAAAGGGUCUUCCACCGAAGACAUUGUCAAUGUGGUUUUGGGCCACAUAAAGGAUAAGUAUAAAUUUGACCCAAAAGACCCACUGAGCGUUGAGAAGGAACAUUUUAACAUCAGUCCUACACUCGCUGAAAAAGCCCUUUGCCUCGUUUACAUCAUAGAUGCAAAUACAGUCGACUUCACAGAUGACAAACUCAUCGAGAAGCUGAGAGCGAUCCGUCUGAAACUCAGAGAAAAGGGGAUUCCUCAGAUGAUUGUCAUGACCAAGGUGGAUGAAACAUGUCCACUGGUGAAGAAAGAUCUCAAAAAAGUAUAUUCUAGCGCAAAGAUCUAUGCGAAGAUGCAGAUGUGCAGCGACAAAGUGGGUGUGCCAAUGACCAGCAUCUUUCCAGUGAAGAACUACCAUGAAGAGAUUGACACAAAUGACACAAUUGAUGUUCUGAUUCUAAAAGCACUGGAUCAGAUUGUACAUAAUGCUGAUGAUCUACUGCGGGAUGGUGCAAUUUAAAAUGUUAUGUAUAAUGAAUUCAAGUGGGAAUAAGAGUUCUAAAAAGUCUAGAAUGUGAAGUUUUUCCUUAUUUUUGAAGAUUCUGUGUUUUUAUGAGGAAACAUUUCAUAAGGUCGUGUUUGAACAUUUGCACACAAUUCAGAUAGAUUUUUUUCUCAUUUUGCUUUUUCUGAAUCAUUGCUUCAUCACAGAGCUUGUGUUUUGUAAUACAAUCAGAUUUUCCUUCAAAUGCUUAAUACUCAUUUAUCAAAUUUAUAGCUAGUAAUUUUGCAUUUAUCAUUUUUUUAAGAAUUUCCUCCUUUUAUACUAAUUUUAAGCAAACCAUGAAUAAAGAACGAAAUUUAAAAUUG